CCUUACGUAAAUUCUCCUUAAAGCAUCUCCUCUCCACUGCUCUGCAAAAAGCUCUCUCCUUUUUUUCAUUUCUCCAUUAAAAUUCUUCAGAUUAUUCCUUCACUUAUUCUCCAUCAUCUUCUUCAACCUUCCAUAUCACUUAAACAUGUCUUUCAUCCCUCUACUUCUCUUUCUUCUUCCAAUUCUUUUCAUCACUUUCUCACUUUUCGCAACCCCAUCUUCCUCCGCCGUCGACACCUUCGUCUUCGGCGGCUGCUCCCAGCUCAAAUACACAACGGGCUCACCCUACGAGUUCAGCGUUAACUCGAUGCUCACCUCGAUAGUCAACUCAGCCGCUUUCACCACCUACAACAACUUCACCAUCCCUUCCUCCACCUCACAGGAAGCCCUCUACGGCCUCUUCCAAUGCCGUGGCGACCUCAACAGCGCCGACUGCAGCCGCUGCGUCGCCCGCGCCGUCAGCCAACUCGGCACCAUCUGUCCCAACUCCUGCGGCGGCGCGCUGCAGCUGGAGGGCUGUUUCGUGAAAUACGAUAACACAUCGUUUUUAGGGGUGGAGGACAAGACGGUUGUAGUGAGGAAAUGUGGACCGUCGCUUGCGUACGACUCGGACACGUUGACUCGGCGUGAUUCGUUGUUGGGUUAUUUAGCUGCGAGUGAUGGGAGCUACAAGCCGUAUAGAGUUGGCGGAUCGGGGGAUUUAUCCGGCGUGGCACAGUGCGUAGGGGAUUUGAGUGCGAGCGAGUGUCAGGAUUGUUUAUCUGACGCGAUCGGACUGCUGAAAACGGACUGUGCGGCCUCCAGGUGGGGUGACAUGUACUUGGCCAAAUGCUAUGCGCGCUACUCCAAGGGCGGAGAUCACUCGAACGGCGGUAACGAUAACAACAACAACAACAACAACAACGAUGAAGAAAUUGAGAAGACACUUGCCAUCUUAAUAGGACUCAUUGCUGGAGUUGCUCUUCUCAUUCUUUUCCUUUCUUUCCUAAGAAAAGUAUACGAGGGAGACAAAGAUGGGAAAUGAUACAUUUUGUAAAUAUACAAAGGAAAAAGUAUUUUGUUUUGUUUUGUUUUGUUUUCUUUCUCCUUUGUAAGUUUCUUUGUUCUUGCCUUUAAAGAAAGCCUUGAAGAAAUAUGUUUUCUCGAAACAGGUGAAAAGACUGAAAGAUUCCACACCUCUUAACCCAUGUAAGCUUGUCUCCAAUUAUUUGUACUCUUACUACUACUAAUAAUUAGUGAAAUCAAUCACUUUUCUUAA
Messenger RNA from Mangifera indica (mango), 1258 nucleotides. RefSeq names its product plasmodesmata-located protein 6. Lineage: Eukaryota; Viridiplantae; Streptophyta; Magnoliopsida; Sapindales; Anacardiaceae. Bases 146 to 1024 code for a protein of 292 amino acids. Gene Ontology annotation, cellular component: plasmodesma. The transcript is spliced from 3 exons. The record is from RefSeq and is a predicted model, not a curated record.